This is a messenger RNA of Cucurbita maxima (winter squash), 1306 nucleotides long. RefSeq names its product F-box protein At1g67340. The coding region runs from base 116 to 1264 and encodes 382 amino acids. Gene Ontology annotation, molecular function: protein binding. The transcript has 3 exons. Lineage: Eukaryota; Viridiplantae; Streptophyta; Magnoliopsida; Cucurbitales; Cucurbitaceae. The record is from RefSeq and is a predicted model, not a curated record.
CGAAGAGGGGACCUAUAAUUUGGUCCAGACUAUAUAACGUUUCCCAUUUGCUUUUAAAGUUUUACCGAUUGAAAAAGCGAGAGAGGCGUGGAUAUCACCACAACAACAAUCCUCCAUGAGAACUCGAAGAGGCCUCUGUUAUCCUCGUCUUGAUGCCGCCUUCUUUUCCGACAACCGUGUUCGUAAAAGAACACACGAUGCCUCCGCCGACCGCCACUUUUGCAGGAAGAGGAACAAGCUCUCUCCCGACAUCAAAACACCCACUUCCGAUUUGUUUGAUUCCUUGCCGGACGACCUCGUCAUUUCUAUUCUCUCUAAACUCGGCGCCGCCGCUUCCUCUUCCUCCGAGUUCAUCAACAUCUUGCUAACAUGCAAAAGAUUAAACAGUUUAGGACUUAAUCCCAUAGUAUUAUCAAGAGCUUCACUGAAGAUUUUUGCAAUUAGCGCUCGGAACUGGACGGAAUCGGCUCACCGGUUUCUGAAACAGUGCGCCGACGCCGGCAACGUCGAGGCCUGUUAUACUCUCGGCAUGAUUCGUUUCUACUGUUUGCAAAACCGAGGAAGCGGGGCUUCUCUGAUGGCCAAGGCGGCGAUUUGUUCCCACGCGCCGGCGCUUUACUCACUCGCUGUCAUUCAGUUUAACGGCAGUGGUGGCUCCAAAAAUGACAAGAUCCUCCGUGCCGGAGUUGCUCUUUGCGCACGUGCAGCUUUCCUCGGCCACAUCGAUGCCCUUAGGGAACUUGGUCAUUGUCUACAAGACGGUUACGGUGUUCGUCAGAACAUAACGGAGGGUCGUCGGUUUCUUGUUCAGGCUAACGCGCGUGAACUCGCCGCCGUGCUUUCGUCGGAGGCGGGUUCUUCCGUUACCGCAUCGCGUACGUUCCUGACGUGGAAUCCUCACCCUCAUCACCGGCACGUGACGGGCUCGGCAUGUCCGUUGUUAAGCGAUUUUGGUUGUAAUAUUCCGGCGCCAGAGGCUCAUCCAGCGAGUCAGUUUUUGGCGGAAUGGUUCGCGGCACGUGGGGGGUCGCCGGGGGAUGGUCUGAGACUAUGUUCGCACGUGGGGUGUGGACGACCAGAGACAAGACGGCAUGAGUUUCGUCGAUGUUCCGUUUGUGGUGCCGUUAACUACUGCUCACGUGCGUGUCAAGCAUUGGAUUGGAAACUCCGCCACAAGAUGGAUUGCGUUCCUGUGGAACGUUGGCUUGAUGACAACGGUGACGGUGGGGCCGAUGGGGUUGUUGAUAUGAUGGACGAAAGUUAAAAAAAAAAUGGAAAAAACAAAAACAAAAACAAAAUUUUAAAU